AUGUAUCAGAAUAUCUAUAGUUCGUGUAGAACUCCUUAACUAACCUAGGAUAAUAUUUGCAAUUUAGGGUAGCAAAUUUUAACCAACCCAUACCCUCUAACCAUCUCUUAAUCCUAAGGCUUUGAUCAUUUAGAAUGAAAUUUGAAAAGAAAGACGGUUCUUGCGUAAGGAUUAGUGAUUCACCAGAAGUUGAAGGUUCACUGGGUACAGUCUUAGCCAACAUUGAUCUCUUGAGUAUCCAAAUUGAAGCUGAACUCAGCUCUAAAUUUGCUACCUUUGAAGCUACAAUGAAUAAUCAUUUUUCCAUGCUUGAAUCCUCCCUGAACAACAAGCUGAAUCAACUGGAAAAAUCUGUGGCAACAUUGACUAAAUCCAACAAGAGGAAAUGUUCAUCGUAGUCACCUAGAUGCAAUGCUUUGUGCUUAUUUUGGUUUAUUAUGUUUAUCAUAAUUUCAGUAUUUUGUACUCUUACAAUUUCUAACUUUUGUGUACUGCUUAUUUGUGUUUUUGAACCCUAUGCUAUGCUUUGUGCUAAUGUGCAAAUUUUUUUUGCUAAUGAUAAAAAGGGGGAGAGGAACUUAAAAAUGAAAAUUAUCUUUAUUUCUUGUUUGUGCAAAUCCUGUUGAAUCUUGGAAGAAUAUUUUGAGGGGGAGCUUACACUUAUUAUCUUUAUUAUUUUAAGGCAUGGUUUUGUCGUCAUAAAAAAAGGGGGAGAUUGUUAGGUUCUCUUUGUAUUUUGAUGAUUUAAAACCAUGAUUUAAAAGAGUUUAAUUUAUUUUUGUGCUAAGUGUGCAGGAAAAUUAAUCCAAGGUUUCUAAUCUUUCCCCACGAUUAGAAUUAAUUCAUGUUCUCCUUGUUCAGAGUUCUGAGUUCGAACUAAUUUAUUUUGGUUCGAAUCAAUCUCGAAUUUUUGUUUUCCGAAAAUGGUUCGAACCUUUAUUUCUGGCUUCGAAGCAAAAAUUCUGUAAGAUUGAGAUAAUCCUCGAAGAGGUUGAAUGAAUUGAAAUUCACUUGUGAGGGUUUAAUCUUGUACCUGCAAGCAAAAGGUUGUUCUGGUUUAAUCUUGCACCCAUAAACAAGAGAUUUCCAGUGAAUUGAACUCUCGAGCAAAGAGGCUUAAGAGUGGAUGUACUUCGGGUCGAAGGAACUACUAUAAAUUACGGCUUGAUUUUCUCUUUUCUCUCUUUUAUUUUUCUGCACUAGAUUACUUUUGCACAACAACGUAUAAAUUGCAAAUUUGAUU
Messenger RNA from Rubroshorea leprosula, 1243 nucleotides. The record is from the annotation of a GenBank genome assembly. NCBI's taxonomy places the organism in Eukaryota, Viridiplantae, Streptophyta, Magnoliopsida, Malvales, Dipterocarpaceae.